This is a messenger RNA of Oryctolagus cuniculus (rabbit), 1053 nucleotides long. It is a transcript of the gene LY6G6C, whose product is annotated as lymphocyte antigen 6 family member G6C. Lineage: Eukaryota; Metazoa; Chordata; Mammalia; Lagomorpha; Leporidae. The record is from RefSeq and is a predicted model, not a curated record. Gene Ontology annotation, cellular component: external side of plasma membrane; protein-containing complex.
CCCCCAGGGACCAAAUCUGGCCAUCAACUUGGCCACAUCUAUUGUCCAUUUCCCAGGAAGCAGCAGAGGCUACCACCAUGGCCGCUGAAAAGCACAAAGGCCUUUGAUGAUCCUCCAGAGGACUGGGCCGUCAGGGACCUCAGAGCCGGAUCGCCCCGAAAAUCCAUCCUGCCGGUUGCUGCAACGGCUGCCACUCUCAAGACCCUCACAAUGAAAAGCCUGCUGCUGUUCACCCUGUCCGCUCUGCUCGGCUGGGUCUCAGCUGACAUCCGCUGUCACUCCUGCUACAAGGUCCCUGUACUGGGCUGUGUGGAUCGCCAGUCCUGCCGCCUGGAGCCAGGACACCAAUGCCUGACAACGAAUGUGUACCUCGGUAAGAUGUGGGUUUUCUCUAACCUGCGCUGUGGGACACCGGAAGAGCCGUGUCACGAGGCCAUCAACCAAACCAACCACAAGCUGGGCCUGAUCUACAACACCACCUGCUGCAGCAAAGACAAUUGCAACAGCCUGGCCCCGCGGCCCACUGCGGCCCUGACCGUGGUCUUCCUCACCUCCUUGGCUGGCCUCGGCCUCUGGCUGCUGCACUGAGACUCACUCCAUGGCUGCCCCUCUCCCCACGUGCCUUAGCGCGAGCCUCUUGCCCUGCGUCUCCAUAGCCCCUGCCUUCCCAGGCGGGUCUCUCUCUAGCUCCCUUUGUUCUGAAAAACAUCUACCAGUCCUGUCCCAUUUCUUUAAAGACACAGGGCCCCAGAGUGCUCUCCCCAUGCACCCCGUCCCCUCCACUCUGCUUUCCCAGAGUCCUCUCCCAUUUCUCUCUGGACCACUCUAGCUCCUCCAUUGGCCCCUAGAAGCGCUCCGCAGUUGCCCUCCUGCGCUGGGGAGGGAUUGGGAUCUGGGCCUGAAAUGGGGCUUCUGUCCUGUUCCCAGUGAUGCAUCCCAGGAAGGACCUGACGACCUCACGGCAUGGGGCGGAUUCUCCAAACUCUCGUUCCCAUACGUACCCCAUCUCCAUACUCACCAUUUCCCAUUUUGAGUAAUAAACGUCUGUGUCUA